GUGGGACUGCUGAGUGUGUCCUGUACAAACUCUCUCCCUCUUCCACACACUUACAGCCCAGAGACAGACACUGAAGACGUUAAGGACUGCGAGUGACAGACCUAGGAGGUUUCAUCCGACCGCCGACAGCAUCAUCAUGCAUUGGAACGUGGCCCUCCGGACCGCCGGGCUCUGGGUCAUUCUGAGUUUAGCUGUUGGUCAGCUGACUGAGCAGGAGAAAUCAACUAUCAUUGACUUGCACAAUGAUAUUCGCUCUACGGUUCAGCCCAGCGCCGCCUUCAUGCAGAAAGUGGUGUGGGACGAGACACUGCGGCUGGUGGCUGAAGCAUACGCUUCAAAAUGCAUCUGGAAACACAACCCUCAACUCGAGGAGCUCAGAAUGGGAGAAAAUCUCUUCGUAGGCACUGGACCAUUUAAUGCUACCAAAGCAUUGCUGAACUGGUUUAAAGAGCGUGUGGAUUAUGACUUUGAAAACAAUAGCUGUCCUGAACACAAGAUGUGUGGCCACUACACUCAGAUGGUCUGGGCAGACAGCAGUAGAAUCGGCUGUGCUACUCAUUUCUGUGACACUCUUGAAGGGCUGUCAUUUAAAAAGGCCACUCUUCUUGUCUGUGAUUAUUUCCCUGCAGGAAAUUAUAAUGGAAAAAAGCCAUACGAGUCUGGAGCGCCAUGCUCAAAGUGUCCAGAAGACCUAUCAUCGUGUGAGGACAACAUAUGUGUGGCUGAGAAUCUCUUUAAUUCAUCUGACAAGCCCGAGUCAGAGGACACCGAAGCUCCGACUGUCUUACCUACGCAUCCAGGAACGACGACAGAGCCUUUCACCAUUCCUGAAGAGCCAACUCAAGUGCACGUUAACAUUGAGAGAGCGAUAGAAAGUGAAAUGAACCAUGGAUCCAAGAUGGAAAGCGUCUCUGCUUCUCUGCUGAUGCUCGUCUGGCUUCUUGUUUUGUGAGGGUUUGAAGUGGAUGUAUGGAAAGGUAAAUGCGACUUUUUAUCUCACAGUUCUGACUUUUUCACAGAAUGUGAGAUAUAAAUUCGCAUUUGCAAGUUAUAAAGUCAGAACUGCGAGAUAAGGUCCAAUUUUGAAGGUGGAAAACUGAUAUGUUCUCAGAAUUGCAAGAAAUUCUGACUUUAUGUCUUAGAAUUGUUUAUAUCUCACAACCAAGACUUUUUAACUCGCAAUUGCAAGUUUACAUAACGCAAUUCUGAGGAGAAAAAAAAGUCAGAAUUGUGAGUUUGUAUCACGCAAUUAUGAGAAGAAAAAAAUCUGAAUUAUGAGAUAAAAAGUUGCAAUUACCUUUUUUUUUUUUUUUGUGGAAACGGGCUUCCAUAUGGAUGAGAACCUAGUGAGAGGCACAAACAUUUGUUUUAAGGAAACCUAAAAAAAAAAAAACAUACAAA
Carassius gibelio (silver crucian carp) is the source of this 1401-nucleotide messenger RNA. Its product is annotated as peptidase inhibitor 16. The coding region runs from base 137 to 952 and encodes 271 amino acids. NCBI's taxonomy places the organism in Eukaryota, Metazoa, Chordata, Actinopteri, Cypriniformes, Cyprinidae. The transcript has 6 exons. Gene Ontology annotation, cellular component: extracellular region. The record is from RefSeq and is a predicted model, not a curated record.